AAGAUGGCGGCGGCCUGAGGGGAGUCAUGGCGGGGCUGGCGCGGCGGCUGCUCUGCAGGGCGGCGGGGCCGCCGAGCACCCGCCAGCUGCGGGAGGCCGAGGAGGCCGCCCCGGUGUUCCAGUACGCGGGGAAGGCGGCCAAGCGCAACGACCGCGUGUUCGUGUGGGGCUUCAGCUACUCGGGCGCCCUGGGCAUCCCCAGCUUCGUGAAGCCGGACGCGAGCUGGAAGAAGCCGCGGCGCAUCCAAACCACGCCGUACCGCCUGGAGACACAGGAGAAGAUAUCCUCUGCUGCCUGCGGUUAUGGAUUCACACUGCUGGCUUCUAAUACCAGAGACAUCACCAAGGUGUGGGGCAUGGGGCUCAACAAGGAUUCCCAGCUUGGAUUCCAGAGAAGCAGAAGAGAUCAAACUAAGGGCUAUGAAUAUGUCUUGGAACCAUCUCCAAUUCCGUUACCACUGGAGAAGCCACAGCAAACUCGAGUCUUGCAAGUGUCCUGUGGGAGAGCCCAUUCCCUGGUCCUGACAGAUAAUGAAGGAGUUUUCACAAUGGGAAACAAUUCUUAUGGACAGUGUGGCCGGAAGGUUGUUGAAGAUGAAAUUUACAGUGAAAGCCAUCUCAUUCAUCAGCUGAAGGAAUUUGACAGCAGAGUUGUCCAGGUUGUGUGUGGGCAGGACCACAGUCUGUUUAGAACCAAGAAAGGUACAGUCUAUGCAUGUGGAUGGGGAGCUGAUGGACAAACAGGUCUUGGACACUAUAACAUCACCAGUGUUCCUACUAAGCUGCAUGGGGACAUUGCUGGAGUAAACAUUAUCCAGGUCUCUUCCUAUGGGGACUGUUGUCUGGCUGUUUCAGAUGAAGGAGAUGUCUUUGGCUGGGGAAAUUCAGAAUACUUGCAGUUGGCAUCUGUCACAGAAAAUACACAGGUGAAUGUUCCCAGGCAUUUGCCAUUCAAGAUUGGGAAGAUAAAGGAGGCUGCCUGUGGAGGGACUGGCAACAUGGUGCUGACAGAAGAAGGAAAUGUUUUUGUCUGGGGAUAUGGAAUUCUUGGGAAAGGACCAAAUCUAAUAGAGACAGCAGUGCCAGAGAUGAUCCCACCCAGCCUUUUUGGCUGGUCAGACUUCAGUCCAGACAUCCGUGUUGCUCAUGUUCGCUGUGGACUCAGCCAAUUUGCAGCACUUACAAACAAAGGAGAACUGUUUGUGUGGGGAAAGAAUCUAAGAGGGUGCCUAGGAACUGGAAGAAUGGAAGACCAGUAUUUCCCAUGGAGGGUGUGGCUGGACAUUGGGGGUUAUGCCCUUUGAGACAGGCAGCUCCUGUCUGACAGUGCUGUGGCAAUGUGCCAGGAUCCUUGUCUGUGACCUCCUGCCCUACAACUAGCUGCUGUCCUCUGUCUUGCCUCUAAGGAAAAACUUGCUUUUUUAGACUCUGCUUUCCUCAAGUUUGAAGUCAGUUUUAAGUGAGUAAGCUUCAGGAGUGAGGCGCUGGUCUAUUGGCAUCAAAGCACAAACUGCCUUAGGGUGAGUUGAAUCUUUGUCUUGUUCCGGUUCUUGAUGAUGAAAGAAGAGGCAAAUCCCUGUGGUACUUGGGCAGACCCUCUUCCUAAUGUCUAGAUUAUGCUCUGUUCAGUCAUGCUGCUCCUGCUGCUGAACAGAUGGGCUGAGGCUACAAUCUCCUCACUGUCUGCUAGUGAGCCUGCUCUUCUUUCUCCUUCCAAAGCUUUAUGGGCUUCUGUGAAGGAAAAAGAGUAUUUCACAGCUCAGUGCACAAGCCUGCCUGGUGCUGAAUCUUGCUCUUUCUGUGCUUUCAAGUUGGCACUUGCAUUGGUACAAAUCCCUGUGAAACUAGCUGGCAUGUUGAGCAGAAGGAGGAUGAGAAAUAGGAAGUACCAGGUACAAAGUUCCAGCUGGAUAAAUAACGCAGUGUCAUGUGUUUCACCCAGGUGACUGUACCCGGAGAGGUGGUGGAUGUGGCGUGUGGAGUUGAUCAUAUGGUAAGCAUGGUCAGGUCUUUCACCUAGAGAUGUUGCUGGGUCUCAGCACUGUACCAGGGCUUGUUUUUGAGCUUCUUGGAAAGGAAAACUCAUUUUAUGGAACCAAGUGACUGUGAGCAGACAGCUAAAGCAGCGUCUGGGUGCCUUAUCAUCCCUGCCUUGCUGAAAUGCUGUGGCCUGGCUGCAGGAAGGAAGCACGUUCCCCGAGGAGCAUGGAGAUGCAGGGAGUGCUCUUGCUCCUUUGUGAUGAGCUCCCAGAGAAUCUGAGGCCCAGCCCCAAGCUGGUGAACCCCUCUGUGCAUGCAGAGCAUCUCCCUUAAGGAAGACUGGCAUGGGAUGAAAUCUACAACACAGGACAUUGAAAUAUGGACAUUUCCUGUCAUCAGUUCUGGAGUUAGUGUUUUGCAGAGCCAGACUAUUUCUCAAGGGAAAACUUGGGUGGUUUUUUAUUACUAUUGUGUGGAAGAGAGGUCAUGCUAUGUCCUGAAGCCCAGCACAGUUGUCCUGGGUGGCCAUCCUGAUCUGCCCUGUGCCAAGGCUGUUACCCUGUGCAGAAACUGAAUGCACAGCCCUUGCCUGGAGGCAGUGAUGUGUCUGAGGGCUGUUGAAGACCUUCUGUAUUAGUGCUAAAGACUGAACACCAAAGGAGCACAUUCAAAGAGUGAGAGCCUGUUUGCAGGGGUAAGUACUAUCAAAUAAGACAGCAGGCUCUGUGCUGCAGGACAGAUGGAUGGUGACAAGCCAGUCUAGCUUAUUGAGGGAGGCUGGAAACACAGCCCUUGAUCAGCUGCCUGCAAAAUCAGUGCUCAGGCAUGGAUGUGAGCAGUGCUCACCACCCCUCAGGUACCUUUGUCUCCUUGUGCUGAUCACACAUCACUGCCUUUGAUUGUUUUUGGAUUCCCUACACUCUUUCUGUUUUCAGAGGUAUGGUGGCUCUCAGUUGUAAUUACCUGGGGAUUUCAGGAUUGCCUAGCAGGGGAAGGAAUGGGUAAAAAGCAGAGCUACAUUCCUUGGUACCUUCUUAGCAGUAAGCUGAUAGAGAUGGGAUGCAACAGCUGUAUCUGUAGCAGGCACUUACCCAAUCUCACACCCAAGUGUGGGGAACUGCCUCCUGUGAAACACUCCAAACAUCAGGCAGAGUUGUGACUUUUCUCUCUGUGUGGGAUACUUUCGUGUGCAAACUGUUUAGGUGGAAUCCAAGCUAGUAGGUUUUCAAUAAAGUGAUGAUAAAAUCUUUAUCAGUAGUAAUAGGCGUAUUGUUGAGCAUGAUUUGCUCAUGCAUUGAUUGGCUCUGCAUUUGAACUGCAGCAUUUUGGGUCAGUUAUGUGACAGGAAACCACUUUUGUCAGCUGGGCUGGCUCCAUACCUGCAGGACUGAUGGUGUUGUAGGUAGGUAUUGCAUCCAUAUAUUGGCUUCAUUAGAUGAAAUUCUGUGCCAAAAUUCAGUGUGUAAACUUUAAUUAAAGUAAAUUUUGAAGGGUUUGCAUGAAAUAUAGGAAAGGUGAACCAAAGUACAUGGAAAUAGAGCCACAUCUCUUGAGUUGUUGUUGAUGUUCCUGUGUAACACGCACUGCUGGGUGGUUGGGACAGAACAAAAAGCUACCAUGAAACUGGCAGACCUUCAGAACUGUGAAUUCUCAUUUGGUUGGCUUUAAUUUAUACCUUAUUCUAUGCAACUUGAGCAGUGUGUGGUGCCCAGGCAUGUCUUGUUGGCCUCAUGGGAGCUGCUCUCAUUCACAGCUGUUUCCUGGUGCACCUUGGGGCUGGGCCUUCUCAAGAGCUGGGUUGAGUCCUUGUGUUGCAUUCUUGCUGUACAAUAAAUUGCAAAUUCUGUGUUAAUGA
This is a messenger RNA of Parus major (Great Tit), 3835 nucleotides long. It is a transcript of the gene RCC1L, whose product is annotated as RCC1 like. The transcript has 11 exons. Lineage: Eukaryota; Metazoa; Chordata; Aves; Passeriformes; Paridae. Bases 27 to 1304 code for a protein of 425 amino acids. The record is from RefSeq and is a predicted model, not a curated record.